Messenger RNA from Necator americanus (New World hookworm), 306 nucleotides. RefSeq lists its product as uncharacterized. Lineage: Eukaryota; Metazoa; Nematoda; Chromadorea; Rhabditida; Ancylostomatidae. The coding region runs from base 1 to 306 and encodes 101 amino acids. Gene Ontology annotation, biological process: negative regulation of protein kinase activity. The transcript has 3 exons. The record is from RefSeq and is a predicted model, not a curated record. Gene Ontology annotation, molecular function: cAMP-dependent protein kinase inhibitor activity.
AUGGGUGAACUGGAGGCUGAGAGAGACGCACUGGAGCACUUCGUCGCUUCAGGAAGAGCCGGUAGGCGUAACGCCUUGCCCGAAAUCGAGGUGGAGACAAAUGAUCCAGGAGCUGCUAAACUAGCUGAACGACUAUCUGAUUUAUCAGCACAAUGUGAUGAUAAUGUAGAAUCCCGACAACAUCAUAACGAUCAACAUGAGAUUUGGGGAAUGUCCUUAGAAUCAAUUAUGAUAGAUGUGCUUUCAUGCAUCGCAUCAGAAUCUAAACUUAGCGAUAUCCGGAAAAUUCUCAAUAAUCUCGUCUGA